AGUGCGCAUGCGUCUCCCUUUUUUUUUACGACAUCUUCAACGUGGUACAUCAUGCCUCCAAAGACAGAUAAGAACAAGAAAGAUGCUGGCAAGUCGAAAAAGGAUAAAGACCCAGUCAACAAGUCUGGAGGCAAAGCAAAAAAGAAGAAGUGGUCCAAGGGGAAGGUGAGGGACAAGCUUAACAAUUUGGUGCUCUUCGACAAAGCCACCUACGAUAAGCUUUAUAAGGAGGUGCCUAAUUACAAGCUCAUCACUCCUGCAGUUGUGUCUGAAAGGCUGAAGAUAAGAGGUUCACUAGCCAGGGCCGCACUCCUGGAGCUGCUCGGUAAAGGCAUGAUCAAGCUGGUCUCCAAGCACAGAGCACAAGUGAUCUAUACUCGCAAUACCAAGGGUGGAGAUGAGAUAGCUGCUGAGAAGGAGACAUAAUAAGGUUUUCUUUCAGUGUUUCCUGUGCAGAUCCAUGGAUUGUAAAUAAUUACAAAUUAAAAGUAAUGAAAAUUG
Molecule: messenger RNA, 501 nt
Organism: Pygocentrus nattereri (red-bellied piranha)
Lineage: Eukaryota; Metazoa; Chordata; Actinopteri; Characiformes; Serrasalmidae
Product: 40S ribosomal protein S25-like
Exons: 5
Coding region: 52-426 (124 amino acids)
Cellular component (GO): cytosolic small ribosomal subunit
Molecular function (GO): structural constituent of ribosome
Source: RefSeq, a predicted model, not a curated record